GUUCUUUCUUGACUUUGCGAGUUUGCGUAAACCUUGUCUUUGAACAAUAUGACAAAACUAAAAGUACUUGAGUUUUAUUCAGGUAUUGGUGGCAUGCACUAUGCAGCGAGCCAGGCUGAUUGGGAUUUCGAGAUAUUAAAAGCUUUCGAUAUCAACGAUAUUGCUAAUAAUAUAUAUCAGUAUAACUUUGGCACCAACUUAAUUGCACAAGUAAAUGAAAAAUAACUUUUUGUUCCCAAAGGAUAGCUUUUUCCUCUUUUUAUUAUCUAAUCAACGUUUAUUUAGAAAUUGAUAGAGGGCCUGAAUGUCGAAUAUUAUGAUAAAUUGGCUGCAGACGUAUGGACCAUGUCGCCACCAUGCCAACCUUAUACACGAAUAGGUUUACAACACGGUAGUCAAGAUCCACGGGCAAAGUCUUUUCUACACCUAUUGACUGUAUUAGAUAAAAUGGACCAUCCUCCGUCUUAUAUAUUAGUAGAAAAUGUCAAAGGAUUCGAAACUUCUGACUCUAGAGAUAUGCUUGUGACUCAACUCAAAAAGACAAACUACGAAUUUCAAGAGUUUUUACUUACUCCUAGCAAAAACAUUGGCAUACCAAAUUCAAGAUUAAGAUACUAUUUACUGGCUAAAUUAAAGCCAUUAUCUUUUGCUCAUCAACCAUCCAUAUCAGUAACAAAAGAUAUCGAUUCUAGCAUGAUACUAGAUUAUAUUCCCUGUCCAGAUGGUAAUGACAGCAUAAAUGAUAAGGAAAAUAUAGUAGAAGAUGUUAUUGCCAACUUUCUUGAGGCUGAAGUAGACUAUCAUGAUUAUGCCGUACCUGAUAAAGUUUUGUUAAAGAACGGGCCUGUUUUUGACAUUGUCACACCAUCUAGUCGUCAUAGCUGCUGUUUUACAAAAGGCUAUUUUCAUUAUGCUCAAGGCACAGGAUCUAUCUUACAAACGAAUGAGGAACUUGAUACGGUAUCGGUCUUUGAUCAGAUUCAACAGAACAAAGAAAAUACCUCACUACAAUUAGAGUUACUACAUUCCUUGAAGCUUAGAUAUUUCACACCAAGAGAAGUUGCAAACUUGAUGGGAUUUCCUGCCGAUUUUAACUUUCCAACAGCUACAACACGAAAACAGCGAUACCGAACAUUGGGAAACAGCAUAAAUGUCACCUUAGUAUCUCAUCUAAUGCGUUAUUUAAUUAUGGAACCUUCAUCUACCAAGAUAACUAGUUAAAAAAAAAUAGAUAAGCUUCCAUAUUAAUUAAUAAAUUCUAUGAUUUGAUAUAUA
Molecule: messenger RNA, 1275 nt
Organism: Halteromyces radiatus
Lineage: Eukaryota; Fungi; Mucoromycota; Mucoromycetes; Mucorales; Cunninghamellaceae
Product: S-adenosyl-L-methionine-dependent methyltransferase
Exons: 5
Coding region: 346-1221 (291 amino acids)
Molecular function (GO): methyltransferase activity
Source: RefSeq, a predicted model, not a curated record